CCCGCGAGGUCAUAUUUUAAAUUGAUUUGGUGGGAGACUCUUGUACAAUAUAAUACCGGUUUUAAAUUCACUAGUUAACAUUCAGUGCCGACUCUUGGUAUAAUCUUGUAUUGUGGUUGUGAUUGACUUUUUUACUCCUUGCUUAAUUCAAAACAAAAUGAAAAAUAAAGUCCAACUAGGAUUCUGCUUUGCAUUAUGCAUUUCUGCUACUUUUGGCUUUGCCACAGACAGAAAUAGUUUAGUGGUGUCAUCCACAGAACCUUCGAAAGAAUCUUCAAGUGAGGUUGCCCCUAAUAAGGAGGAUGUUGCACCAAUCGUACCAAAAAUUUACGAAAUGAAGGUGGACACAAACGUAUCAAAUCGAUUUGCCAAAACUUCAGUUGUUAGUAAAGUGAAGAAUUUAGCGAAAACAGCACAGGAGGCAACUUUUUCAGUUGUGUUGCCCGAAACUGCGUACAUUUCUGGAUUCGUGAUGGAAAUCGACGGGAAAAGCUACAAAGCGUAUGUAAAAGAAAAAGAAGAAGCAAAACAAAUUUAUAAUGAGGCCGUUGGAAGAGGACAAGCAGCCGCUCAUGUCGAGGCUAACGCAAGAGAUUCCAACAGAUUCACUGUUUCUGUAAACAUCGAACCGCAAAAGAAAGCAGUUUUCACUCUAACUUACGAAGAAUUGCUUCAACGUCAAAACGAACAAUACGAAAUUGUAAUUAACAUCCAUCCAGGGCAACCAGUCAAAGAUUUAAAUGUCGAGGUACAUAUCGACGAAAGCAAACCACUGAAAUUCGUUAAAUCUCCCCCUCUUCGAACCGGAAACGAGAUUUCCAAAAACGACGAUAAAGUCGCCUCAUUGGCCGAAAUCAACAAAAUUAAUUCAACUUCAGCAACGGUUAAAUUCAGUCCGAAUAUUGAACGACAAAAGCAAUUGGCAACUGGUUUAGGUACAAAAGAAGAAAAUGGUUUAGCCGGCCAAUUCGUGGUGCAAUAUGAUGUUGAAAGAGACCCCAAAGGAGGCGAGGUCUUACUCAAGGAUGGUUAUUUCGUCCACUUCUUUGCCCCCACUGAUGUGGAAGCUCUACCGAAACAAGUUAUUUUCGUUUUGGACACCAGUGGUAGUAUGGAAGGAAACAGAAUCAGACAGUUAAAAGAAGCAAUGAAUAGUAUUUUGAGUGAAUUGAAAAAUGAAGAUUUAUUCAAUAUUGUGGAAUUCAGUUCGAUUGUAAAAGUCUGGAAUGUUGAUAAGGUUGAAGUUGAUUAUGAAGUUGGUGAAGAUCCUUGGCCUUUGUAUGACACUCCAGAUGCCCCUAAGAAGAAUAAAACAAACCAGGUUUUGCCUCCGGCUUACCAGGCCACCGAAGAAAAUAAAGAAAAAGCGAAGAAAGUUGUUGACAAGUUGAACGCGUACGGAGGUACCGAUAUUAAAUCUGCAUUGGAAGUUGGUUUGAAACUUGUGAAAAAGAAUAAAGAAGAUAAGAAAAAUACACACCAACCGAUUAUUAUGUUUUUGACUGAUGGUGAGCCAACAAUGGGUGAAACCAACACUGAGAAAAUCACAUCUGCUAUUUCUGAACUGAACAGUGGCGAAAUCCGCUCACCCAUAUUCUCGUUGUCAUUCGGCGACGGUGCUGAUCGCGAAUUUUUGCAAAAGAUAUCUUUGAAAAAUUUAGGUUUUGCAAGACACAUUUACGAAGCAGCUGAUGCCAGUCUCCAGUUGCAAGAAUUCUACAAACAAAUCUCUUCGCCAUUGUUAAACAAUGUUAACUUCAAAUACGUUUCAAAUGUGACAAAACUGACCAAAACUGUGUUUCCAAUUUAUUUCCGAGGAUCCGAAAUCGUCGUUGCUGGAGUGGCAGAGGAUGAAUUUGUGCCACCCUCAAUCGAAGGUAAUAGCCUAAGAGGACCGAUCAUCUGGAGUCCAAAAGUUGAAAACCCAGUUGGCGACUUGGAAAGACUUUGGGCUUAUCUCACUGUUAAACAAAUACUCGAGGCUAGGGAUGCCGCCGAGAAGAAGGAACCCUACACGAAAAAGGCGUUAGAUAUUGCAUUGAAAUACUCAUUUGUGACACCAGUUAGCUCCUUGGUUGUGGUCAAACCGAAUGAUACGAGUGCUGUGAAUACGGAAGAUGCCUCAAAAUCUGCCGACAGGCCGUACUUUCUAAAUGGAAGUAAGUUAAAACAUUAUGCAUUGACAAGUUACACAAACAGAUUAGGUGCACCAACACUUAGCUUAGGACAACCAGUGCCCGCAUCUGCGUUUGCAGCCCCUUCGCCCCAAUAUGCACAAAUUCUUCCGGAUGACGCAUAUGAGUCAUUUGACACAGCGCAAGAGGUGACUUCAAUGUAUAUUUCUGAAACAACUCAACUUCCAACUACAAUACCAACGACCACAGAUUUGUACGAAGACAUCAAGAAUAAAUUACCAUGGCUUAAAGAUAUUAUAAUGGAAAAUGGAACAAUAACUUUGCCCAAUGGAAAUUAUAAAAUUAGCACAAAUGAAACAGUGACCUCAACUCCCCAGUGUCCUAAAACACCCAUAAAUGGUACCGCUGGGGUGUGCACGCUUUUACCACAUUGUCCACAAGUGUUUUCGCUGUUAACAGAUGCGAAAAUUUUCCAGGACUUUUUCUGUCCUUUGGAUACAUUUGUUGGAGUGUGUUGUCCAAUUACAACAGGAGCCACAAGUGCAAGUUCUUAAUAUUCUUAUUCUGUGAUUACUGAUUACUAAGUUUAUGUACCUACUAUAAUUUUAGGACAAGUUAAUAAAACAUGUUUUACUA
Tribolium madens (black flour beetle) is the source of this 2771-nucleotide messenger RNA. RefSeq names its product inter-alpha-trypsin inhibitor heavy chain H4-like. NCBI's taxonomy places the organism in Eukaryota, Metazoa, Arthropoda, Insecta, Coleoptera, Tenebrionidae. The coding region runs from base 158 to 2689 and encodes 843 amino acids. The record is from RefSeq and is a predicted model, not a curated record. The transcript has 13 exons.